Molecule: messenger RNA, 318 nt
Organism: Angiostrongylus costaricensis
Lineage: Eukaryota; Metazoa; Nematoda; Chromadorea; Rhabditida; Metastrongylidae
Source: the annotation of a GenBank genome assembly
AUGAAACUGAUCCGCUUAUCUCUUCACAAGUCGAGUCGUGGAGCAGUGGCACAAAGCGCCGCAGCUGUCUGCUGCUUGCUGGGAAGUGGGCUCAAACAGUGCAGAUUUCAGGAAAACCAGAAAAUUCAGCACACCUCAAUUUCAUUCAAUGUUUUCUAUUUCUCUAUCAACUGUGUGCUUCAGAAUCUAAUACAAUGUUAUUAUUUAGUGAAGCGUGAUUACGACUUUGUACGAUUCGGACGACCAGAUCUGAAGAAGAAAGCCUCCUACGACUAUAUACGUUUUGGCAAGCGCAGAUCGGAUGUGAUGACGACAUGA